AAUCUACCCCGCAACUUCACCAACUCUCCCGACCUUCACCGCCAACAAGUUAAGAGUUGUCGCUCGCAGCGACCGACGCCUGUCUGGCUUGCGACGCCCAUCAUGUGGGUUUUUACAGCACCCUCCGUACUGAGCUUGGUUGCAAUUGCACUUCUCCCGUCUGCGCUUGCGAAACCCUACCCGACCCACGUCGAUGAACCGCGCGAGCUCAACAACGCAACUCAGCUUGAGAGGCGGGACUGUGGCAGCGGGAUUCGGUGUGGAUACUACGGGCAGCUUUGCUGUACGGGUGGAGAGGUGUGCUUCACCGAUGCGAACAACCUAGCCCAGUGCGGCGCCGCAGCCGCAGCCGCAACUGCGGCAGCUCCAGGCGGCUGGGUAACCUAUACCUCAACCUGGGUCGAGACCGGCUACGUGACGAGGACCUCUGUGUGGAGCACCUACGUGGCUGCGACGGUCCAGGCGGCCCCGACGCCGACCUGCACCGGCGCGCAAUCGCCCUGCGGAGUGAAAUGCUGUGAUAGCGGAUACUAUUGCCUCACCUCCGGGCAAUGCGCGCUGUACGGAGGAGGCUCUUCUGGAGGAAUCAUUGGUACACUGACCCCGUCCGCACCGUUACGUCGAACAAGUUCCGGGCUGAUCAUCAUAACAGCCACCGGCACUCCCACUGCCACGGUCCCGUUCGAGACCCCCAUCCCGACAGGCGUCAAUGGGACACUUGUUCCUGCAAAUGGCGGCGGCGGAGGCCUCAGCGGCGGAGCCAUUGCCGGUAUCGUUAUCGGGGUACUUCUCGGAAUCCUUCUCUUGCUUCUCCUCUGCCUUUUCUGCUGCGCCCGGGCCCUCUUCGACACGGUCAUGGCCAUCUUUGGGCUGGGCAAGAAGCGAAAGCAUACCCACGAAGAGACGUACAUCGAGGAACACCACCACAGCAGUGGAGCAGGCAGUGGACGUCGUUGGCAUGGCCAAGGUCCCUCGCGGCCAUCUCGACCACCGAAGAAGACUGGAGGCCUUGGAGGUGCUCUGGGUAUCGGGGCACUCCUAGGAGGCCUCGCGAUAGCAUUAGGCUUGAAGCGACGGCACGACCGACACCACGACGACAAGAGCACGACGAUUUCGGGGUCCUCAUAUUACACCGACUACACAAGCUCAAGUAGCGCAAGCUCUUCAGAUCGCCACACACGCCAUACACGACACUCGUCGCGGCGCUGAUAUUCCCGGUCUUCUCUCUGUAUAGUUCUUGCCACGUAGGUGGCACCUUCAUUACAUUUGUUUAUACCAAGCAUU
Lindgomyces ingoldianus is the source of this 1284-nucleotide messenger RNA. RefSeq lists its product as uncharacterized. The record is from RefSeq and is a predicted model, not a curated record. The transcript has 2 exons. NCBI's taxonomy places the organism in Eukaryota, Fungi, Ascomycota, Dothideomycetes, Pleosporales, Lindgomycetaceae. The coding region runs from base 103 to 1209 and encodes 368 amino acids.